Serpula lacrymans var. lacrymans S7.9 is the source of this 707-nucleotide messenger RNA. RefSeq lists its product as uncharacterized. The transcript is spliced from 6 exons. The coding region runs from base 90 to 575 and encodes 161 amino acids. NCBI's taxonomy places the organism in Eukaryota, Fungi, Basidiomycota, Agaricomycetes, Boletales, Serpulaceae. The record is from RefSeq and is a predicted model, not a curated record. Gene Ontology annotation, molecular function: metal ion binding; lactoylglutathione lyase activity.
GGUUUCUCCUCAACAGCUUCAGACCCAAGCGCUCUCCCCAGCUUCCUUCUUCCCCCCGACGCAGUCUCACCACUAAACCACCUGUCAGGAUGCCUCGCACUGCUGAGACCGCUAGUUACAAGUUCAAUCACACGAUGAUUCGUGUCAAGGACCCCAAGUUGUCGCUCAAGUUCUACUGCGACGUACUCGGCAUGGAUGUUAUCUCUGAAAAAAACAUGGGCGAUUUUACGCUGUACUUCCUCGGAUACGACCAUGACAACAGCAUGGAGCUGUUACCUGAAGAAAGGGAAAAGAAGCGAUUCAACCGCGAAGGGAUCUUGGAACUCACACACAACCACGGAACCGAGUCCGAUGCCAGCUUCCAAGGCUACUCCAGCGGCAAUUCUGACCCCGGCAGAGGUUUCGGCCAUAUCGCCAUAACCGUGGACAACAUCGAAGAGGCUUGCGCGAGGCUUGAGAGCCUCGGUGUUCCUUUCAAGAAACGGCUCACCGAUGGCAAGAUGAAGAACAUUGCAUUCAUCCUCGACCCUGAUGGCUACUGGGUCGAGAUCGUUCCUGGCGCUAUCAAGUUGUAAGCCCAUUUUAGCUGUGUUUUGGAAGACGUGGAGUUGAGAAGUGAAAAAGGAGUCAAUUGUAAGCUGUACGAGUAACUGAAUGCCAUAGUAGUCUUGUAAAGCUGUGUACCUCGAAUGAACUGGAUUGUGCUG